AUGUCUCUGCAAAGGAGAUACAUCACCGUCGACGAAGAACUUGGGAAGAAAGAUGACGAUCAUCGAGAGGGGAGGCGGUCGGCAAUGUCCAGCCCAACUACAACAAACUUUACAUGGCGAGGACCACGACGAAAAAGAAUUUUGCUGGCCAUAGCGGUCUUCUCCAUCCUAUACAUCUUCUUCAAGAACCUUCCUAAAGAUGCUGCUACGGCAACACGCCGUCAAGGGCUCAAGUCCCCCACUGUAGGAUCCUCAAGACAGGCGCCGUCAGCCCCCAAAGGCCCACCUCCUCGGUCUGACAGCUCUGUGGACGAGCGACGCUAUUUCGAGGGCCCUAUCAAAUACUACCGCCUUUCAGCUUCCUUUGGUGCCGGGCUCGGACCCGUUCAUGACAAUCGAAAUGUACUGUUUGUGGUGUCGAACCUCAAGAGCGCAUCAAGGAUAUUGCCAUUGGCAUGUGACAUGUCGAAGCAGAACAAGAACAGAAUACACUUGAUGUUGACGGGAAGGGAUGAUAUUGCAAUAGAGGAUAUUCAGAAAAUCAAUGGCGUUACCGAAGCCGACUGCUCCAUCAGGUGGCAUGAUGGAAGGCCAGACUUCUCUGUCUACUCCACGGACUAUCGAAUGGAAGUGAGUGUUCGAGCUAGCCUGGGUCACAUCACUUCUGUCAUGAAACCAAGAGUGGUAUUGGUGGAUAGUCCGGAGCGAGAAGACACAUUCUUCACUACAGGAAUAAAGGAUAAAACAAGGGACUUGGGCCUGCCAUUGAUCGAGCUACCAGUCAAUGCUGCUGAACAGCUACAAUGGAUAUCCAAGCUUGACGGAAGCUCUUUGAAAGCUUGGAACGAGAUAAAUAUCGAGAUACUCAUCCAUUCCCCACCAGAGUCUUCUGGCUCACUCAUUCGACUGCUGAGAUCGUUGGAAAGUGCAGACUACUUUGGCUUUCCCCACCCGCGACUUACGAUCGAGUUGCCAAACAAUAUGGAUCCCCCCACUUCGCAAUUCCUAUCCAGCUUCCGCUGGCCUCCUUGGUCCCACCGCGGAAACAGCAAAUUGACUCUCCGUCAUAGACUGCUGUCCAAUCACUUGGACGCCACCCAAGCCUCAAUCCGUCAACUCGAAUCCUUCUAUCCAUCUAACGUACCCCAAUCCAACGUCCUCGUCCUCUCACCUCAGGUGGAGCUCUCUCCUCUGUAUUUCCACUACCUUGUGUACACUCUUCUCGACUACAAACAUUCAAACACCGCGCUACAUACCUCGGAAGGCAUUAUGGGCAUUUCCCUCGAAAGACCCUUUACCACCCUCAGCGGCAAAGAUUCCCUCUCCAUACCCGAAGAAGCAUCAAGCAAACCUCUAUUCCGCUAUCAAGCUCCAAACAGCAACGCUGCGCUCUACUUCGGCGACAAAUGGGUAGAGUUGCAUUCGUUCCUCUCCAAUCGUUUCGCAGUCGACAAAGACCUCCACAAAGACAGCGAUGCCGCAUACCCCAUCUCACAGGCAUACCCUUCGUGGCUAAACUACGUGCUCGAACUCGCCCGCGCAAGAGGCUACACGAUGCUCUAUCCAACCCUCUCAUCCUUGGAAGCCGCGCUCGCAACAAUCCACACCGAGCUCUACCAUCCUCCAGAAGAACACAGCGACCACACCACUCCAACCAUGGCCGAAACCCCUCCCAGCAAAGAAACCCCCCUCACCGCCUCCUCGGAACCCAUCGAGAUCACCCACGGCCCCAGAUUCGAACCCCCAGUUGCCUCCGGCUCGCUCCUCCACCUCCUAAACCCAAAGCUCUCAUCAUCUGACUCCGGCGGACCUCUGCCCCAGCUGUCCGACCUCCCCAUCCUUUUAUAUACAGGCGAAUACCUCCCUCAAGGCCAGGUCUCACUGAAUCAAGCCGCGUUCAGCUACGCGGAGGACUUUUCUCGAGACCGAGGAGGCUGUAACACCGCCGGCAGUAGUGGUGGUGAGGAGGAGUCCGAGAAGAAGAAGAAGCAGCAGACGAGGCCAACGAGAAAGCCUUGGAGCGCGGAUGAUUUGUUUUGUCUUGAGGAAGGGGAGAUGGAGGGGAGCUUAGGGGUGGGGAGGAUGCCUCCUUCUACGCAGGAAACGGAGGGCGCGGCUCAAGAAGAGGAUGGAGGAGAAGAGCAUGCAGGGGGACCUGUGGACGUGGACAAGGAUGGAUGA
Molecule: messenger RNA, 2181 nt
Organism: Endocarpon pusillum Z07020
Lineage: Eukaryota; Fungi; Ascomycota; Eurotiomycetes; Verrucariales; Verrucariaceae
Exons: 1
Coding region: 1-2181 (726 amino acids)
Source: RefSeq, a predicted model, not a curated record